AUGGAUAUGUCAGGUGCUAACUCACUAAACAUGAGGCCGCUGUUUAGUGGAUACCCGUUUCAAGGUCAAGGCCGCGUCAAUCAACUUGGCGGUGUGUUUAUUAAUGGACGACCUUUGCCAAACCAUAUUCGGUUAAAAAUCGUCGAAAUGGCUGCUUCCGGAGUGCGACCUUGUGUGAUUUCACGCCAACUUCGUGUUUCCCAUGGGUGUGUGUCUAAGAUUUUGAAUCGUUAUCAGGAAACUGGUUCUAUUCGUCCUGGUGUAAUUGGUGGCUCGAAACCAAAAGUAGCCACUCCGGAAGUAGAAGCACGUAUAGAAGACAUGAAGAAAAUGAAUCCUGGUAUUUUUAGCUGGGAGAUACGUGAAAAGCUUAUUAAGACGACCAGCUUGGACGACCCCUCCGAUAAUAGAUAUUCUAGUCGACUAGGAUCUGACGUGGGCUACCGGCAGGAAGGAGUGACAGAUCCCCCCAGCGUUUCUUCAAUAAGCCGGCUCUUGAGAGGAGGCGGUGUAGAAGCAGGGCGAAAAGAUGACGAUGGUCGAAAAGAUUACAGUAUUCAUGGAAUUCUAGGUGGUCGUGGAUCCGAUUCAAGUGACACCGAGUCGGAACCUGGAAUACUAUUGAAGCGGAAACAGCGGCGAUCGAGGACCACCUUCACGGGUGAGCAGCUGGAGGCACUAGAAAAGGCGUUUCAGCGGACGCAAUACCCAGACGUCUACACACGGGAAGAACUAGCUUCGACAACUAACCUCACCGAAGCACGAAUUCAGGUAUGGUUUAGCAAUCGUCGAGCUCGACUUCGAAAACACGCUGGAGCGCAAAUGUCUACUCCGCUGACAAGUCUAGGCACACUGCCUAUGUCACAGUAUCACCCUGGAGUGGCUUCGAACGAUUCCUACCAAAUGGCGGCAGCAGCUAACUAUGAGUUUGUUACACAAAAUUCGUCGAGUUUUUCGUCGAGUCACUUCCAGCAUGGACACUUCGGAGGACAAAACUUUUCUACCAACCACAUGGGCUUCCACCAAAACAAUCAAGAUUUCCUUCCAUCGGAAUAUACCAAAAUGAUGAGUGAAGAAUACAUCAAACCUGCGCAUGAGAAUUCAGCUUCCAUUAAGUUGAGCCCCCCGGCUACCCAAGCUGAAAAUUACAUUAAGGUUCCCCCCACCGCUCCGGUUGUUACACCCAUCACGGCACAGGAAACUCCUUGGAGUCAGUCGUAUCCUCCACAUCAUCCAGGACAAGCAUAUGCCACAAACUUGGUAGGUUGCCCACCAUCUGUGAACACCGGCACCACUGUCGAUUAUCAUUCAAUGCAACAAGCUCCUGCAUCUUAUCCUAAUAAAUACUGGUCCUGA
Molecule: messenger RNA, 1356 nt
Organism: Anopheles nili
Lineage: Eukaryota; Metazoa; Arthropoda; Insecta; Diptera; Culicidae
Gene: gsb-n
Product: protein gooseberry-neuro
Exons: 6
Coding region: 1-1356 (451 amino acids)
Biological process (GO): regulation of transcription by RNA polymerase II; anatomical structure development
Molecular function (GO): RNA polymerase II cis-regulatory region sequence-specific DNA binding; DNA-binding transcription factor activity, RNA polymerase II-specific
Source: RefSeq, a predicted model, not a curated record